GAGACCAGCAACCGUUUUGCGGAGACACACUCGCUUUAUGCUCGGUUUGAAGGCGGAGUUCAGUCCAAUAAAGUCCUCUUUAAGUCAACAGCGAAGUCAGUAGUAGUUCUCACUUUCACUGGAAUAAAGAGUGUUUCUCAUUUACAUUGCGACCCAACCGUUUCUCGUUUUGACGGUAGUGAAAAGCAGACUAGUAAGGUUACAGUUUCACCUGCGGCAUAAUUCGGAGUAACGUUAACGUCACCUCGUGAUAGGUGCUGUGGAGUUGAUGAUGAAGCAUCGCUCAUUAUUCUGCCUGUAUGCACUGGUGACCUUGUAUGGCCAUAAGGGUGUGCUUUCCCAGGCUCCCUCCUAUGGUGAACGGGGCUCUGAUCUGGGCAUACAGGUAUUUCAGCAGGUAGUCCGCUCCAAGCCACUGGAAAAUGUGGUUCUUUCACCCCAUGGUGUAGCUUCCAUCCUUGGGAUGUUGCUACCAGGAGCACAUGGAGAGACUCGGAAGCAGGUCCUCAAUGGUCUACGUUACAAGAAAAACGGCCCUUACAGGAUGUUGAAGAAACUACACAAGACCUUGACAGCUAAGUCCAAACAGGACGUUGUGCUGAUUGCCAACGCCAUGUUCAGCCAGGAGGGCUUUCCCAUGGAGGAGGCCUUUGUAUCCACCAACAAAGCCAACUUCCAAUGUGAGAGCAGGGACCUGGACUUCAGCAACCCCAAUGUGGCAGCAGAUGAAAUCAAUGAAUGGGUCAACAAUAAGACCAAAGGUCACAUCCCCAGCUUGAUCAAAGCAGACAUGCUGGACUCGGCUCUGACCCGUCUGGUUGCUGUCAACGCAAUCUACUUCAAAGGCUUAUGGAAAUCUCGCUUCCAGCCCGAGAACACCAAGAUGAGGGCCUUCAAAGGGGGAAAUGGAAAUGUAUAUAAUGUUCCAAUGAUGUCCCAACUAUCUGUCUUCAGCAUUGGCAUAGCCACCACACCUCAGGGACUGAAAUAUAAGGUAAUUGAUCUGCCCUAUCACGGCAACACGAUCAGCAUGGUGAUAGUUGUGCCCUAUGAAGAGGACACACCUCUGUCCCGUGUCAUCCCACACAUCAGCACAGCCACAGUGCAGAGUUGGUCCAAACUGAUGCACAUGAGAAAAGUCCACCUGCUCAUCCCCAAGUUUACUGCUGAUGCAGAGGUAUGUUUGGAAGCCCCCCUUUCAGCACUGGGAAUAACAGACAUGUUCAGUCAGGACAAAGCUGACUUCAGACACCUCAGUGCUGAGCCUGUGCAUGUAUCCAAGGCACUCCAGAAAGCCAAAGUUGUGGUGAAUGAGGAUGGAACAAAAGCAUCAGCUGCCACUACUGCCAUUUUGCUGGCUCGAUCCUCUUCACCUUGGGUUACAGUGGACAGACCUUUCCUAUUCCUCAUCAGACAUAACCCAACAGGUACUAUUCUCUUUAUGGGCCAGAUCAACCAGCCGUGAGCCCAGCCAUCACUGGCCAGCCCCUGGUAGCAUCAUAGGCCAGCACGGGAAAUGCCUCUACACUGCCAUGCAUGAACACACGCACGCACACACACACACGCACACACACACACACACACACACACACACACACACACACACACACACACACACACACACACACACACACACACACACACACACACUUUGCUGUAGACUAAUGUACAGUGUGGACAUGUUAUUUGUUAUUGCUUUUUAUGCUACCUAUUUUCUGUAACGCAUAACAUGCUUUAUAAAAAUGUUUUGCAGACUAAAUUUUCCAUUUGUUUAAAUUUUUUUUUUAUACUUUUUGAAUUCAUUUUUAAGACUUUGGAUGUCAUUUGUGUAUUUUCUCAACUCUGGAGUGGAUGAUUAUUUUAUUUAUCAUUUCACAGUUUCAGUUUAAAGGUUCUCCAUCUCAAGCCAUGUCACUCCAGCCUGUUCUAAGUUUCACUCCUAAGUUUUGACAAUGUACAUCCCAUCUUGAAUGCUUGCAUUCAGCUACUUUACAAUAAUUUUUGUCCCUCACUGAGGAAAUCUUCUGUUAUACUUUCAUAUUUGAUCAAAUAAAUUCACAUAUUUAUAACA
This is a messenger RNA of Perca fluviatilis (European perch), 2071 nucleotides long. RefSeq names its product serpin peptidase inhibitor, clade E (nexin, plasminogen activator inhibitor type 1), member 2 (gene serpine2). Gene Ontology annotation, biological process: negative regulation of plasminogen activation; negative regulation of endopeptidase activity. The record is from RefSeq and is a predicted model, not a curated record. The transcript is spliced from 9 exons. Bases 269 to 1465 code for a protein of 398 amino acids. NCBI's taxonomy places the organism in Eukaryota, Metazoa, Chordata, Actinopteri, Perciformes, Percidae. Gene Ontology annotation, molecular function: serine-type endopeptidase inhibitor activity.